Messenger RNA from Cadophora gregata, 825 nucleotides. RefSeq lists its product as uncharacterized. The transcript is spliced from 2 exons. NCBI's taxonomy places the organism in Eukaryota, Fungi, Ascomycota, Leotiomycetes, Helotiales, Ploettnerulaceae. The record is from RefSeq and is a predicted model, not a curated record. Bases 1 to 825 code for a protein of 274 amino acids.
AUGUCAACAAUAACAACGCCGGUAUCGCCAUCGCAGCCUUCCCAGGCUGGCGAAUCGCCUUACCCGUCAAUGCGCGACCUUCAAGGCGAUGGUCUCCCCGUUCGCUUCGUGGACGCCACGCGUCGUCUGUUCUGGUCUUUCGAGGGAGACUUUCCCUCCGCGAUAUCAGUCAUGAAGACCUCCAUGACCCCGGACUCUCUCGAGCCACUGUUCCAACCAGACCCGUCAGGAGGCAGCAGCGGCACGUGGCACGAGAUAUGCCAACUUGCCCUCACCGAACCCAAAGUGUCAUCUGUCCGAGCUUCGGUAAAUGAUCUUGAACAUUAUCAUGGAGAUUGGAUGGGGUGGCAUAGAGAGCAUCCUUGGGCAGAGUUUACCACGUAUGGGGAGAUGAGCGAUGAGGAUCGACCGUUCGCGCCGGAAAUGCAUGAAGAUGGUAGCUGGGAAGAGGACUCCGACACAGAGUGGCUGGUUUCUUGCUGCGGGGAAGAGAGGCCUAUUAAUAGAGACGUAAAAUUAGAGGUAAAGCCAGCUGAAGGAUGCCAGUUCGUUACUAUUCGGGAUUUCGUGAGUGCGGUACAUCCAUGGCUUUUGAGCUUGCGUGAGGAUAUUCUAAUGGCGCAACGGGUCAAGCUUGGCUAUCCAUCUGUAUUUGCGACAGAGUUUGUGGUUGAAGUGGCUCAUACAGGUGGCACAGUUCGGAUCAUGGAUAAAGAGAAUUGGGUGAAGGCAAGAAGUGGAGCUCCGCAGAAUAAAUACAUCCCCGAAGCUCUGUUUGAGAGAAUACGAAAGGCUAGGGAGCUGAGGGAGAGUGGUAGAAAGUGA